Messenger RNA from Ailuropoda melanoleuca (giant panda), 3918 nucleotides. It is a transcript of the gene LRCH1, whose product is annotated as leucine rich repeats and calponin homology domain containing 1. The transcript has 20 exons. Lineage: Eukaryota; Metazoa; Chordata; Mammalia; Carnivora; Ursidae. Gene Ontology annotation, molecular function: protein binding. Gene Ontology annotation, cellular component: cytoplasm. The record is from RefSeq and is a predicted model, not a curated record. Bases 308 to 2617 code for a protein of 769 amino acids.
GGAGGAGGGGAGAGCAGCUGAGAGGAGGGAGCAAGGGCGGGAGGAGACACAUGCGCGCUGCCUGCCGCCGCCGCCGCCGCAGUCCUUAGCUUCCCGGGGACAGGAAACCUUCGAGACCGAGCUGCCACUGCCGCCUCCCCGACUGCCCCCUAUUCCGCGCGCCUGCCACACCCUCCUCCCCUUCUUCCAGGAUCUUCCGGUGGGGCACUGCAGGGACUCGGCCCGAGCAGCAGUCUCCCCCUCCCGGGGGAAAGCUGUGACCCCCCCGCAGGAGCGGCGGGGCGGGGUGGGGGGGGCCCGGGAGAAGAUGGCGACGCCGGGAAGCGAACCCCAACCUUUCGUCCCUGCCCUCUCGGUGGCUACUCUGCACCCACAUCAUCAUCCCCACCACCACCACCACCACCAUCAGCACCACGGAGGAACCGGAGCCACCAGCGGGGUCGGGGGAGGCGGCGGCGGCGGCGGCGGCGGCGGCAGCGGGGGCUUCAACCUGCCCUUGAACCGGGGGCUGGAGCGCGCGCUGGAGGAAGCGGCCAAUUCCGGGGGGUUGAACCUCAGCGCCAGGAAAUUAAAGGAAUUUCCCAGGACUGCGGCCCCCGGGCACGACCUCUCGGACACGGUGCAAGCAGAUUUAUCUAAAAACAGACUGGUCGAAGUCCCAAUGGAGUUGUGCCAUUUUGUAUCACUGGAAAUUCUUAAUCUGUAUCAUAAUUGCAUCAGAGUCAUUCCUGAGGCCAUCAUUAAUCUGCAGAUGCUGACUUACUUAAACUUGAGUCGAAAUCAGCUGUCUGCCCUGCCUGCCUGCCUGUGUGGUCUGCCUCUCAAAGUCUUAAUCGCAAGUAACAACAAACUUGGAUCGCUGCCAGAAGAGAUAGGUCAGCUCAAACAGUUGAUGGAGUUGGACGUCAGCUGCAACGAGAUCACAGCCUUGCCCCAGCAGAUAGGUCAGUUGAAAUCUCUACGGGAACUGAAUGUCAGAAGAAAUUACCUUAAAGUUUUACCACAAGAACUAGUAGAUCUUCCCUUGGUAAAGUUUGACUUUUCCUGCAAUAAAGUGCUCGUGAUUCCCAUUUGUUUUAGAGAGAUGAAACAGCUACAAGUAUUACUGCUCGAGAACAACCCUUUGCAGUCUCCUCCAGCGCAGGUUUGCACAAAGGGCAAAGUGCACAUAUUCAAGUAUCUGAGCAUACAAGCAUGUCAGAUUAAGACAACCGACUCCCUUUAUCUCCACACGAUGGAGAGGCCACAUUUACACCAGCACGUGGAAGACAGCAAGAAGGAUUCUGAUUCCGGCGUUGGAAGUGAUAAUGGAGAUAAGCGUUUAUCUGCCACAGAGCCUUCUGAUGAAGACACUGUUAGCCUCAAUGUGCCAAUGUCAAACAUCAUGGAAGAAGAACAGAUCAUCAAGGAGGACUCAUGCCAUCGCCUUAGCCCAGUUAAAGGGGACUUUCAUCAGGAAUUUCAACCAGAGCCUCCCCUUUUGGGUGACAAUGACAACUCAGGAGAAGAAAAAGACCAAUUUACUGAUGGAACAGAUGUUCUCCGUUCCGAAUUUAUAACCUAUAUUCAGGAUAGGGCUGAGGACUGUGAAGAACUGUUACGGAUAGAAGAGGACACGCACUGGCAAUCUGAGGGAAUAGUAAGUUCGUCUAAAGACCAGGACAUGGAUAUAGCGAUGAUUGAACAGCUGAGAGAAGCAGUAGAUUUGCUGCAAGAUCCCAACAGAUUAAGCACUGAUAUUACAGAGAGAAAUGUUGUAAACUUUUAUCCUAUGGAAUCUGCAGAAGCCUUAGACUUACAAGAUUCUGCGCUAAAUGGUCAAAUACAGCUGGAGACGUCUCCGGUGUGUGAGGUGCAAAAUGAUCUAACCUUACAGAGCAAUGGGAGCGAGUAUUCUCCAAAUGAGAUGAGAGCGAACUCGCCUGCAAUCUCUCCCACCUCCAACAGCACAGCUCCAUUUGGCCUGAAGCCUCGAUCAGACCCAGCCCUCACUCUUCCUCCUAUCUCCUUCAACAAACUUACACAGGCACAAACAUGGGACAGCUCUAGCUACAGUGUUCCAUCUGAAGGAGACAGUGACAAUGUGUUUCUAAGACCUCAGAGAAAUUUGGAAUCUAUAGACCCACAAUUUACAAUUCGGAGGAAAAUGGAACAGAUGAGAGAGGAGAAGGAACUGGUGGAACAACUCCGUGAGAGCAUUGAGGUGAGACUCAAGGUCAGCCUGCACGAAGACCUGGGGGCUGCACUCAUGGAUGGCGUGGUCCUCUGCCACCUGGUCAAUCACAUCCGCCCACGAUCCGUCGCAAGCAUCCACGUCCCCUCACCAGCAGUUCCCAAACUUAGCAUGGCCAAAUGCAGAAGAAACGUGGAGAACUUUUUGGAAGCAUGCCGAAAAUUAGGAGUACCAGAGGCCGACCUCUGCUCUCCGUAUGACAUCCUGCAGUUGGACUUUCGUCACAUUCGAAAGACUGUUGACACUCUGCUGGCCCUUGGGGAGAAACCCCCACAACCAACUUCUGCCCUCCGCUCCAGGGACCUUCUAAGCUUCUGUCUUGUCCAUAUUCUCUUUAUAGCGCUCAUGUAUAUCACUUACCGCUGGAAUGCUCUGUCCGCAUAACGUCUGCAUGCACUGUGUCCCCUGGUCCAUCACAGGGGCCUUCCUCCAUUUGAGCCUUUGCCUGGCCGACUUCCAUCCCUGUCAUCUCUUUAGUAAUCUCUGGAGUUUCGAAGCCAAACUUUACGAGUUAGAUUUUUCCCAAAGCACAAACUUUAUAGCAUGCAGUUCCCAUUAAAUAAUUUCUCUCUCUUACUGAAAAACAGCGUCAAGUGUAUCCAGAGCUCACGCUUUCUCAUUCACAUAGUGCCAGCAGGAGUGCUAUGCAGUUCUCUCUCUCCCGGGGAGCUUCGCUGCCCUGGGUAGAGCAGAAGAAGAUUCCAGAACAGGAGCAGAGGGGAUUUAGCGUAUCUUUCCUUUGGGUCAGUGUCGGACCUAAUUCAGGACUGGGCAAUUGAGGUGUAGAAGGACCACCCUGCAGAGGAGACAGAAAACUGGCAUUUGGGGCCCAAUUUGGCCUAUGAAAGUCUUUAAUAAUACCAUCGUUGACCAAGUUGAAAAAUACCAUCAGCAAAUGACCGCUUUGCUGGCCAUACAGUUGGAUUCCUCCCUGUUUCCUGCCAUGGGAGUAGUGAGGGGCACCAGGGAGGGUUGCCGCCCACCUCUACCUUGAAGGAGCCCCUCUGCCCGGCCGCAUGAGACCCAGCUGUGCAGUGUGCAGUGGGUCACUGGGGAAGGAGGGUCCGUUGCUGUUAGAGCGCCACCUGGAGGGUUCGCUUGCACAUCACUGCGCAUAUUUUUACUUUUCGCUCCUUUGUUAGGUCUACUCUGAGCUCUUAGAAAAGCAUUUUCCAGAAGGGAAUUUCUAUUUUUAAAUAAUGUAAUGGGUUGUUUCGCUUUUCUGCUACAUCCCAUCAUAACUGCAGGUCAAGAAUGUGAUGAAUUUGACUGUAUUUGCUUUCAAAUAAAGCCAUGAGUCAUGGAACAUUCUUGGUCCUGGGACUUGGGUUACUACGGCAGAAGCCAACAGUAAGAUUGCUCUUAUUUUAGAAGAAUGUAGUUUCCCUAAUGACUUGAAAUUUUCAUUUAACCUUUGAUUUCCAGUGACAUUGGCAAGCUGCUUUUAUCCUUAAGGAAGCUUACAGGAUUGUAUAUUAGCUAUAUCUACUCUUGGAGCAAUGCGAUCAGUUUGUAACUAAAAGAAAAGAAGCCCAUUAGAAUCUUGUUUAGGCCAAGACAUUCCUGGUUCUGGGCUGUCUUUUUCUAAUAUGAGAACGCCCUCCUCCACGGUUCAGUUUCCCCUAUGCUUCACUUUACAUCUGGUUGCCAAAUACUAUUUCUUUUUUUUUUUUUUAAAGAUUUUA